Molecule: messenger RNA, 4854 nt
Organism: Ectocarpus siliculosus
Lineage: Eukaryota; Phaeophyceae; Ectocarpales; Ectocarpaceae
Source: the annotation of a GenBank genome assembly
AUGGGCCAAGACCACAGCAACAGGAGCGACUUGACAGGAAUGUCGACUCCCGUUCACCUCAAGCAGCCGUUCUCCCCAGUCAGGAGAACGAAGAGACCACAGGUGAAGCCCGUCGGGGCUCAGAAGACGAUCUCGAAGAAACUGCGAAAGCCUACAGGCUCGCCGGAGUUGGUGACGAUCGACGACUCUUCAAGCGGCGAGGAAGAGGAAGAGGAAGAGGACGAGUUGGACGGCGACAAGGAGGUGGAAGAGGUGCCGGCGAGCGAUGCGAGGAGAGAGAAGGGGGGGGGCGCGCGGAAGAGGCGGAGGGCGGAGGGGGCGAAUAGCGACGACGCGAGCGAUGAGGCGGCAGGCGACAGUGAUUGGUGUGUUCAGACGGGGGCGGAUCGAUCGAGCGCGGAGAAACGAAGGGGCGGAGCGUCGUCGCUGCAGGAGCGGGGAGAGUCGACGAGUCCGACGUUCGGGUCCGUACCGGAGAUGGCGGCGGAGGCGGUGAUGAUCGGGAAGUGGAUCGUGAUGGGCGGCUGCUACACGUCCAUCAACAUGGUCGGGAACGUGACUAUCGGCUUGAAAGGGGAUGGGGACACGAAGGACACGACGCUGUGCAUACCAUCAAAGGAGAUCACGUUUUUUGGUGCGGUGACCAACUUCGAGUCGGGGAAGAAAAGAGAACCGGUGCAAGUCGACAUCGACAUGAAGGGAGAGCUACCUAGGAUCCUAAGGCUAACCCUGGAGAGACAUAGGAGAGAGACCGAGGAGGACAAGGAGGUCGGACGCAGCAUGCGCACCAGGAGAACCCUCCGUUCCGGUGGCGGCGGCAACGACGAAUUCGGCAAGGUGCUCUUCCACUACCCCCCGGAGGUGUCGGCGAGCGACAGGGUCGCCAUCAACAGCCUGGACGAGGCCCGCACCCAGGAGGGGGAGUUCUUGAACGACAACCUCGUCGACCUGUACCUCAAGCACAUGCACCGAGAAGGGUUUCGAGAGUGGGCCAACGGUGUCGGCGGUGACGGCGAGGGUAGUGGUGGUGCUAGCGGCGAUGGUGUCGCCGGACGCAGGGACGAGGCUCGUGGCAGCGGUGCAGAUUACGACGAAGGAGCCGACACUGGCGACGUCGCCGCUGCCGCCGCUCUCGCUGGCGACGCCUCUGCUCGUGCGAGUAGAUCGAAGGCGAAGGGCGGGUCCAUGGACGACGGCAAUGUGCAUGUCUUCACCUCGCACUUCUUCACGAAGCUCACGGAGAGCAAGAUCUACGACUUCGAUGCGGCGUACAGCAAGGUGCAGCACUGGACCCGUAACGUGGAUCUGUUCAAGAAGAAGUUCGUUUUGGUGCCAGUGGUGGAGGACAUGCACUGGAGCCUCGCGUGCCUCUGCAACCUGGACAAGCUCGAGGUGGACAAGGAAGCAGCCGACUACCAGAGCGACGAGGCCCAGCCGUGCAUGCUCUUCCUCGACUCUCUCGACAUGCACUACGCCUCUAGGAUUUACGACUAUCUCCGUCGGUACCUGCAAGCGAAGUGGAAGGAGACCGGGCGAGGCGAGAUGUUGUUCGAUCAGGACGUGUUCCCCCUCGUUCGCCCGCGAGUGCCGACGCAGAUCAACGGCUGCGACUGCGGGGUGUACGUGCUUCGCUACGCCAAGGAGAUCUGCCAGCAGUGGCCGGUGGUAACGGCGGCGGAAGUCAAGAACCGACUCAGCGCGCACUUCAGGCCCGAGCUGUUCAGCCCCUCGGACAUCACUGAGGAGCGCCGUAUGCUGAGGGAGCUGCUGGAAAACUGCAAAGUCCGCUACGAGCGGGAGAAGGAGCUGCAGAAGUCCAAGAAGGGGAAGAAGGGCAAGGGCAACAAGACCCACGUCGACGCAGGUGCUAGUACGAGCAGCAGCACUCCAGAGGCGAAGGUGAAGGUGAAGGAGGCACCGCCACCGAUGCCGUCCUCCGACGACCCCCUCACCGGUGCUGCGGCGGCCGCAUCCGUGCCCCCCCCCAACGGCGACGGCAAGCUUGGCGACGGCGCCCCCGCGAAUGUCGGUGCGAACGGUGUGAAGAAGUCCGUCACCGCCAUCGCCACCGCUACCGCCGCCGCACCCGCCGCACCCGCCGCACCCGCCAGUGACACGGAGAGCCUGGGCGGGGCGAGCGAUAGCAGCAGCGACUCGUCGUCGUCUUCUGACUCAUCGUCGUCUUCCGAAUCGUCGUCAUCGUCGUCGUCGGAAGGUUCUGACGAGAAUACGGAAACGGACACGGACAUCGACGAUGCGGCCGGCGGCGCCGGCGACGACGGCGGAGAGGCCGAAGGCGGAGAGGCGGAAGGCGCGGGGAAGGGCAUCGAGGAGGCGGAGGAGGACGAUGAAGACGACGAGGACGAGGACGGCGAGGAGGAGGAGGAGGAGGAGGAGGGGGAGGAGGAAGAGGAGGGUGACGACGAAACGGGGGGGAGCAGAGCGGAGAUCGGCGCCGCGAUGAACGGCCUGCGGCAAGUGGCUGGCACGGCGGUGAGGCUGGCGCCGGACGACGUGGAAAACGGGGUCGCAGCGGCCGAGGGAAGCGAAGCCGCCACCGGCGGUGGCGCUGGAAGCGGGGAACAGCGACCUGAAGGUGCCAAGCCGGGCGGCCCUGCUGCCGUGGGCUUCGCCACGAGCGAGCGAGUCGGCGAGUUUUACUCCACCGGAGGCGUUUGGGGCGAGAGUGUUUCGCCGCUGGCGCCCCGGCGGGGGCGCCAGGAAGAUGGGGAGAAGGAGGAUGCUGGGGAUAUUUCGAGUGAAUCGCGAACGGUGGGGUUGGCGGGGACAGCCAGGGAAGGCAACAAGGGCGGCGAGGAUUCCGCCGACACCGAGGCGAGGCAAGCGAAGGAAGUCCUUAAACCUGUGCGAAGAAAACGGGGGAGGGGGGGGGCGGCGGCGACGUCGGCGGCGGUAGGUACGGCGCCCGGCGCUCACGAGGAAGAAUCCUCGACGGAAGAAGCAUGCCGAGAACGGGCGGGGCAGGGCGACGAGGCUUCAUCGUGGGGUCCCGCAGGAUCACGGUGCGUAGAGCCGGCCGUGGCCGAAGGCGACGGCAGCAACCGCGAGCGAGAAGAGCGCAGCGCGGGAAAGCCGACCCCCUUGCAGCAGCGGGGGAGGAACGGCGAGCCUCCGCGGGCACAGCCGACCCAGAAGGGCCCAGGGUUAGCCCCUGAGGCGGCAGCUUGCCUAUCGGCCACCGACGACUGCAGGCCCGUCGAGGACAAUUCCGCCGCAUCCCCAGGGCGAACAGGGGGGGGUAGGGCCUUGAGACCCAGAGGGGGCGCAGUCGAUACGGCAGUGACGCUACCGGCUUCUCCGAACAAGACGGAGGGAGCCGUCAAGAACCGGCUGCGCGUCGGCGGCGGCGGCGGCGCCACUGACAGUCUCGCGACGAGUAGCGCCGUGCCUGCCGCUGGUGUGUCUGGGGACGAGGGGACGGGUGCGAAUGCCUCCGGCGAGGCCCUGUCCGUUGAGAGCAGCGACGCCGAGAGUGACGACGAUGAUGGGGAUCGCGGCGGCGGCAGCGGGGUGGUAGUGGACGAGCAGUUCGGCCUGACGUUGAGCGAGCGCAACAAGUUGAGAGAACCGCGCAAAGCCGCCGUCGCCGCCGCAGCAGCAGCAGCAGCAACGGGAGUGAAGCGAAAAGGCGGUGUCGGAGGGGACGGGGGGCGCGUGCCGCGCGACGCUCAGUCCCCCGAUAAACAGGGGGUCAAUGCCCCAAAGAUACGGCUUGACGGGGAUUCGUCUCCGUCCCUUCGCACACGAAGGAAGCCUACCGGUGCUCGGGCGAUCGAUUUGGUGAGCCCGGCCGCGGCGGCGUCGGCAUGCGAGGGACUUGCCGCCGGCGGUGGAGACGAAGGUAUGGAGGUGGUGGAGGUGGAGUCUGGAGGGGGGCCCGCCACCGCCGACAACGGCAGGGGCAAGGGCGAGGAGAAGAGCGAACGGGGGCGCGGCGACGGGGGCCGCAGCAAGAGGAGCAGCGGGGCAGGGCCGGGACAGGGGCCGAAGAAGCGCGGCGGCGGCGGUAGGAAGACGACGAGGACAGUCGUUGCGCCACUCAGCGACAGCGAAGAGAGCGUGGAAGGCGAUGUUGGCGAAACCUCCGAGAGCGAGGGGUUUUGACGUUGUGCGUGGGGAUGGAUAGGAUUGACUUUUCCCGGGCGGGAGGGACCUGUUGUUGUCUUUGUUGUUCCUGAGCAAGGUUUGAGCGCUGACUUUGCUAGAGAUCGUGCAGGUGGUGUCUGGGUUGUGUCAGAGGUUCGCUCGGAAGUUAGUUCCGUCUGACCGAACGCGGUACGUCUUGUAGAGAGUGUUGUGACGAUGGAGGUUGGAACGAGUUCAAGCCGUGGGGGCCAGCAUGAGCACAAGAGCACCGGCGGUGACGGUUGUACCAAGAGAACCCAGCGCCAUCCCCGCACCCCCCGUCUGUUUUUUCGUUGUCGUUGUGGGUAGACCACAUGGGCGUAGGUUUCCAUUUUGUGACGGAGGGGAGGCGGGUCUGUUGCGCGCGCCUAUGUAGCGUGCGAGAUCGUGCGUGUGAUUUGAUGUCAGUUGUAUUAGCGGUCGUAGUGGUGGUGGUGAUGAUAGUCGGGGGUUUUUGUAACGCACACGUCGGUAGGCGCGGCGGCCUUGGGAUAUCCUCUGCCGCCGUCGGCUGUGAACCUCGUCGGAGAAGCGAUCGGGCAUGGAACAUCCCCGCAACUUGGAAGCGCGGGGUUGUGUGCAUGUUUGUGCGCCGCGUGUAUGUGCGCGCGUACAGUGGGUGCACGGUUGUUGGCUUGGGAACAUUUCUCGGCGUCAUGUGUUGGCGUGGAGGGUCGUUGUUGGCGUGCGUACGGGUGUCUCUCUUUG